CCCGCUCCCCCCGCCGAAGCGGGGGAUGCUAAAGCCGAAGGUGCCGCCGCCCCCAAGGACACCCCGAAGAAGAAGAAGAAGUUUUCCUUCAAGAAAUCCUUCAAGCUGAGCGGAAUUUCAUUUAGGAAGAACAAGAAAGAAGCCGGGGACUCCUCUGGGUCCUCUCCCUCGGAGGACCAAGGCAAGGCAGAGGCCAAGGGAGAGGAGAAUCCCGCUCGCUCGGCCAGCGGGACGGAGCCAACUGACAACGCUCUCUAA
Messenger RNA from Leptosomus discolor (cuckoo roller), 258 nucleotides. NCBI's taxonomy places the organism in Eukaryota, Metazoa, Chordata, Aves, Leptosomiformes, Leptosomidae. The record is from RefSeq and is a predicted model, not a curated record.